Messenger RNA from Hibiscus syriacus, 489 nucleotides. RefSeq names its product ethylene-responsive transcription factor RAP2-4-like. The record is from RefSeq and is a predicted model, not a curated record. Lineage: Eukaryota; Viridiplantae; Streptophyta; Magnoliopsida; Malvales; Malvaceae. Gene Ontology annotation, molecular function: DNA binding; DNA-binding transcription factor activity. The coding region runs from base 1 to 489 and encodes 162 amino acids. The transcript has a single exon. Gene Ontology annotation, biological process: regulation of DNA-templated transcription.
AUGAAAAGUGCUUCUUCCUCUUCUUCUUCCCUUUCCCCUUCUUACCUCUCAUUCUCUUCUUCCCAAGAACUUGAUGGAAACACUUGUUAUUUCUCAACAGUUGAUCAAUUUUUAGGUGUUCAACAGUCUCAGUUUGGUUCUACAAUUGAGCUAAACAAUUUAACCCAAGCUCAGAUGAACCAAUUCAACCAACCAAGCUACCUUUAUCAAAAUCCUCAACCCAUCAACAACCACAUGGUGAGCUUUCUUAGCCCCCAACCAGUCCCAAUGAAACACAUGGGUUCACCACCAAAACCCACCAAGCUUUACGGAGGAGUUAGGCAACGUCACUGGGGAAAAUGGGUCGCUGAGAUCCGGCUACCUAAGAACCGGACCCGUCUUUGGUUAGGCACUUUCAAUACAGCAGAGGAAGCAGCCUAUAAACUUAGGGGUGACUUAGCGAGACUCAGCUUCCCCAACCUUCGCCACCAUGGUUUGGAAUCUGGAUAG